AUGAAUCAGGACAAUUUCCCAUUGAAAUUCCGUCGAACUUCUAGCAAACUCCACAAGGAUCCCCCUAGCUUCAGUUCGCGCAUUCUUCGGAGCCAUCAGAGUGCCACAUCGUUGAAACGUACCCCCUCCGCCCCCGUUUAUCCACGUUCCUCUCCCAGCGGUAGUCGCGAGCAUAAUCGAUCGCAAUCCAACGCUCAAUUCCCAGGUUCCUCCUCGUCGUCUCUGGAUCAGAACAGUGGCGGUCCAUCGCCUUCCAACGACGAAUCAGGUGGCUUCUUCUCCAAUCUGACCUCCCGGUCUCGCACCCGAAGUUCCCACCGGUUUUCCUACAACGAGCAGAGUUCGGAUGAAUUGAACGGCCCUCACGAAACGCGGGGCAUGCUUAGUGCAUUGGAUGAGAAUAGCGUCGAGACCGAUCCUCACUCCCAGCAAAAGCCCGCACUGCGCUCGAACCACACCAGCCCCGAUAACCGCGGACGCCACUCACUGCGCCAGUCAGCGAGCUUCACCACUCUGACGCAACGAAUGGAUUCCUUCGCUCAUCGCGAGACCGAAAGGCCCCCGAACCCCGGCAAGCAGCAUUCCGACGAUGGCAAUCCUCCGGCUCCCCGAACGAGACAGAGCAAAAAGGCCAGCUUCUCCAGAUUCGUGGACAGUAUGCUGGGAAGCCCCGGUCGCAAUAUGAAAAUUUCGGCUCCAGAGAAUCCGGUCCACGUUACCCACGUCGGCUACGACAAUCAGACCGGCCAAUUCACCGGUCUGCCCAAAGAAUGGCAGCGACUACUACAGGAGAACGGUAUCUCGAAGAAGGAGCAGGAGGAGCACCCGCAGACUAUGAUGGAUAUCAUGCGAUUCUACGAGAAGAACACCCGUGGCGACAGCGAUGAUGAAGUCUGGCACAAGUUCGACAAUGCGCAAGCUGCUCAAGCUGCGCAAGCCACCAGCCCACGAGAACAAACAUCGCCACCAGGAAGUCCACGAUUCCCGCAAAAUCACGAAAGCAGUUUCGAGAAUCCGCGAUCGCCUCCGCCAAUUCCUCGCGGACCUCCGGCAGGCAUGCCUGUCAUAUCUCCUCCACUGAGCGGUAUGGUGCCGCAUCGUGCUCCCCCGAAACCGCCUACCGGGAUGACCCCCUCCCGCCCUCCUCCUCAACCCCCGAUCUCAAAUUCGUACACAUCCCCGCAGCGAACUGCUCCGGAGAACCACGCUCCUACAUUUGGCACUCCGACUAUCCCGGAAUCCGAGCCAUUGCCAUCAUCGCCCCAUCGCAGCCGCUCCAGUUCCCGAAAUGGCACCCCUACGGCCAGCGUCCCCAACGUCCCCAAUGUCAUCGCAUCCCCUACACAAUACCAGCGGCAACAGGAGCAAGUCAUGGCCGCGGCCCAGCAGACUUUGGAACGGAAUCGCACCCAACGCCAGCAAGCACAGCAGCCUCCAGCUGCCUCCGCAUCAACCACUGCUCCGGCGCCAGAUCUUUCGUCUGGGGUGUCCCCUACCGCGCGCGCUCCACCUGCUGCUAGACCUAGACAGCGCCAGCAACGACAGAGCAGCGCCAUGGAUAUUCGGGCACGCUUGAUGCUAAUCUGCAACCCUGCCGAUCCCACCCAGAUCUACCACAACUUCAACAAAAUCGGCCAAGGUGCUUCAGGUGGUGUGUACACAGCGUAUGAGUAUCCUAACAACAACUGCGUUGCUAUCAAGCAGAUGAAUCUAGACCUGCAACCCAAGAAGGACCUGAUUAUUAACGAAAUCUUGGUCAUGAAAGAUAGCAAGCAUAAGAACAUCGUGAACUUUUUAGAGAGCUUCUUGCAUGGGCUGGAUCUUUGGGUUGUGAUGGAAUACAUGGAAGGUGGCAGUUUGACAGACGUGGUUACCUUCAACAUUAUGAGCGAGGGACAGAUCGCAGCUGUUUGCCGAGAGACUCUGAGCGGCCUCCAGCAUUUGCAUUCUAAAGGUGUCAUUCAUCGAGAUAUCAAAUCUGACAACAUUCUAUUGGCAAUGGAUGGUAACAUCAAGCUGACCGAUUUCGGUUUCUGUGCUCAAAUCAACGACUCGCAGAAUAAGCGGAAUACCAUGGUCGGUACCCCGUACUGGAUGGCCCCCGAAGUUGUCACUCGCAAAGAGUAUGGCCGUAAGGUCGACAUCUGGAGUUUAGGCAUCAUGGCCAUCGAGAUGAUCGAGGGCGAGCCGCCGUACCUGACAGAAUCCCCGCUGCGAGCACUCUAUCUGAUUGCUACGAACGGAACGCCCACCAUCAAAGAUGAGCACAAUCUAUCCCCGGUAUUCCGCGAAUUCCUUCACUUUGCCCUGAAGGUUGACCCGGAGAAGCGGGCGUCGGCGCAUGACCUACUGAAGCACCCAUUCAUGUCUCUCUGCGCACCACUCUCGCAUCUCGCCCCCUUGGUUAAGGCUGCUCGUAUCAGCCGCGCUCAAGAGAAAGCCCAAAAAGGAGGCGCUUGA
This is a messenger RNA of Penicillium roqueforti, 2460 nucleotides long. It is a transcript of the gene pakA, whose product is annotated as mitogen-activated protein kinase kinase kinase kinase STE20. The transcript is spliced from 4 exons. Gene Ontology annotation, molecular function: protein serine/threonine kinase activity; ATP binding. NCBI's taxonomy places the organism in Eukaryota, Fungi, Ascomycota, Eurotiomycetes, Eurotiales, Aspergillaceae. The record is from RefSeq and is a predicted model, not a curated record. Gene Ontology annotation, biological process: intracellular signal transduction; regulation of MAPK cascade; protein phosphorylation. The coding region runs from base 1 to 2460 and encodes 819 amino acids. Gene Ontology annotation, cellular component: cytoplasm.